ACGCCGGCGGUGACCUAGCCCCCCAACAUGGCGGCGGCGGUAGAUUAGGGCCGCGGGUCGCAGCCACCGGCGCCGCUAGCGGAGGGACGCUGUGGGGAGCCAGUGCCGCCGCCGCCUCUUCCGCCUCCUCUGGGCCAGGGCCAGGUCGCCCGCCUCUGCCGCAGACCCUCCGAGAGCCCCCGCCGCCCAUGGCGUCCGCUGCCGCUGUGCCCGUGGGCUUCCACUACGAGACCAAGUUCGUGGUGCUCAGCUACCUGGGGCUCGCCUUGCAGGGGCGGCGCCUCCCCUCGCCCGCAGGUACUGUCCGGGGCGCAGGGGGCUCUGGAGUUCAACAAGAUGUAGCUUCACAGCCUCUGGAUCGAGAAGUUUUAUUAAAAGUAAAAACUGAAAUUGAAGAAGAGCUAAAAUCCCUGGACAAAGAAAUUUCUGAAGCCUUCCCCAGCACAGGCUUCGACCGGCACACUUCGCCCGUGUUCAGCCCCGCCCACCCGGAGAGCUCCGUGGAGGACUGCUUGGCGCGCCUGGGGGAGCGCGCGGCCCGCGAGCUGCAGGAGCCCCUGCGGGCGGCGCUGGAGACGCUGCUCCGCCGGCCAGUGACGUACCAGACGUACCAGGAGUGCGCGCUGGAGACCGUGGGGCAGGCCGGCGGCUGGAACAAGGUCCUGGCGCCCCUGGUGUUGCUGCAGCGCCUGCUGCUGGAGCUGACGCGCCGCGGCCAGGAGCCCCUGCGCACGCUGCUGCGGCUCGGGGUCACCUACCUGGAGGACCACGCGGCCGAGUUCAUCGUCCGGCAGGGCGGCUGGGGCACUGUCUUUAGCCUUGACUCGGAGGAGGAGGAGGACCCGGGGGUCAUCGCCGAGGACAGCAACGACAUUUACAUCCUGCCUAGCGACAACUCUGGGCAGGCCAGCCCCCCGGAGUCUCCCACGGUGACCGCCUCCUGGCAGGCGGAGAGCCUGCCCGUGUCCCUGUCCGCCAGCCAGAGCUGGCACACCGAGAGCCUCCCGGUGUCCCUGGGGCCCGAGUCCUGGCAGCAGAUUGCCGUGGACCCGGAAGAAGUGAAAAGCUUAGACAGCAACGGGGCUGGAGAGAAGAGCGAGAACAACUCCUCCAACUCGGACAUCGUGCACGUGGAGAAGGAAGAGCUGCCCGAGGGGGCGGGGGAGGCUGCCGCGGCGCCUCUGGUCUCGUCAACCAGGGGGCUGCUAGAGGCGUUCCCGGAAGCCCCGGCCCCCUCGCCUCUGCGGAUCCCUGCCACCUCCUCGCUGCAGAUGCGGGACCCCGACACAGAGGCAACUGCCGCCGGGAAGGUCAGCCUGGCGCCCUCCUCGGCCGCAGAACCUGGUGACGCAGAGGAGCAGGCAGUCCCCGCGCUGGAGCCCACGGGCACGCUGCGGAGUGAGGGGGCGGAAGCAGGGAGAGGGCGUCUCCUGGCCGGGCUGUCCCCGGCGGGCGAGGAGAGGGCCCUGCCGCCUGCCAGGGGCACGGCCACACUGCUGUUCGGAGGGGCUGCCGCUGUCGCCGCCCUGGUGGUGGCGGUCGGAGUGGCACUGGCUCUGAGGAAGAAAUAGCCUGUCUCUCAGGAGGGAGGGACAGCGAGGUCGCUAGGUUUCAUCUGUGCUGACUGACUCAGCUGCCAACAGCUGCCUGCAUGGCCACAGAGCACGCGCGAGUCCCCGGGGCGGGAGGGGGCGGCUCUCAGGGGCUCCGGGUGACUCUCGGUCCCUAGGGCCAUGGCUCAGGCUCGACUCCGGGGCUCAGGAGCAAAGUCCUCCGCUGGGCACGGGUUCCCGAACCUCUGCACCGCGGUGUCUCGAUCACCCUUCACUGUGGGAAGCUGUCCUGUGCGGUGCAGGAUGUGGACCAGCAUCCCUGGCCUGCACCUGCCACAUGCCUAGCUCCCCGCCCCCAGUCGCGACAGCCCAGAGUCCCUCUGGGCAUUGCAAGUGUCCCCUGGGGGUGAAGCUGCUGUCCCUGCGGAGCCACUGUGUGUGGGGGGGUGAAGUUAGGAGCCUUGGGGUGGAGGGCCCCUCAGCCACGGGUGGCCCUGCCCCCCGACGCCCUCGCUCCAGACGCCCCACGCCCUCCUGCAGCCCUCCUCUCCUGGCUCCUUCCUGGCCCUCCUCUCGGUCCCGUUGCGUGAGGGGCUCUGCCCUGUGACCCAGCUGCCUCUCGGGUUGCCCCAGGUUCCCUCUGAGACCUGUGGAGCGAGCCCACUCCGUUCCCAUCGCGCCCGACGCUUCUCACAGCUUCACCCGGUGGAGGCACUGCCCGUGGCCGCCUUCAAGGAGAGGGAGCCGUGGGGCCCCAAGCCCGGGCCGCAGGCUCACGGGCCUGCCGCCUGGAGGGGCAGGCGGCUUCCGUGCAGAUGGCCCCGCAGGUGUGGCCUGAGUGAACGCAGGGCUGCGUCUGGGGCCGGGCCCCAGGCUCCGCCUCCUUCCCGGUUGGCCAGCGGGCUCCUUGCGGGCUCCUUGCGGUCCGUACCGGCCCCCUGAGUCAUACGUAAUUCUUACUAAUAAAGACAGAAAGUCUCCUAAAGGCCAUUGAACUAAAAA
Molecule: messenger RNA, 2555 nt
Organism: Pteronotus mesoamericanus
Lineage: Eukaryota; Metazoa; Chordata; Mammalia; Chiroptera; Mormoopidae
Gene: BCL2L13
Product: BCL2 like 13
Exons: 7
Coding region: 189-1571 (460 amino acids)
Biological process (GO): regulation of apoptotic process; apoptotic process
Cellular component (GO): mitochondrion; membrane
Source: RefSeq, a predicted model, not a curated record